This is a messenger RNA of Trichomonas vaginalis G3, 753 nucleotides long. RefSeq names its product protein of unknown function, DUF4106 family. NCBI's taxonomy places the organism in Eukaryota, Parabasalia, Trichomonadida, Trichomonadidae. The annotation marks the transcript as partial. The transcript has a single exon. The record is from RefSeq and is a predicted model, not a curated record.
AUGCCACGUAAGCUACGUAAGAAUAUACGUAAGAGGAAGGGAGCAUUGAAACAUCCAAAAGUAAAACUGACACCACAACAACAGUUGCAACAACAAAUGCUGAAUGACCCCACUAUGUUGCAACAAAUGUCAAGCAAUCCUAUGCUUUUAAACCGAGUUACUGGUGCACAGAGUGGAGGUUUAAGAGCGGCACUUUUAGCGAAAAUGGCAGGCUAUGGUGGAGCUGCAGACGGAACAGCCUAUAACCCUCAAAGUCAAAUGAAUUUGAGUUCACUCAAAAAUCAAAUAACAGAUGUCAAAAAGUCAAACAUAGACAUACAGAAGCAAAUAAGUGAAAACGAAAAGAAACUAGAAUAUGACAGACACACAAAGAAACUCAAUGAGUUAAACGUAGAGAAAAAGAAGAAAGAAGAACAACUGAAAGAACUAAGUACAGAGGAAUAUGCGAAAAAAGUGUCAGAAAAAGCAGCAGAAGUAGCAAAAAUGGAACAAGAUGUUAUAAAUUUGAAAAACCAUACUACUCAAUAUAAAGUACUGGAAGAUGAAGAAAUAAAACAAAAAGCCCUGAAGACAUAUAUGGAUAGCGAUGAGUAUAAAAAAGAAGUUGAAGCAAAUGUAAAGGCAGAAAAACUUUUACAGUUGCAAAACCAAACCGUACAGUAUGAAAACUUAGCACAAGAAAGUAAAAAUAACGACGCGGCUAUGCAAAAGGCAAUGAAAAGCGCAGAAUAUAUAAAAGCUAACAAUGACUGG